GCCCGGGGCCCGGCAGCCGCUAAGGCGGCGUCCCCCCCAUCCCGGCCCCCGGUCCGGCCGCCCCGGCCUCGGCUCCCGCGGGGGACACCAUGUACUGGCUGGCGGCGCAGGGAGGCCGGCGCCCGGCGGGGAUGUUGGGUUAACGGCAUGGAGAACAGUCACCCCCACCACCACCACCAGCAGCCCCCGCCGCAGCCCGGCCCUUCGGGCGAGAGGAGGAACCACCAUUGGAGAAGUUACAAGUUGAUGAUUGACCCAGCUCUGAAAAAGGGGCACCAUAAACUGUACCGCUACGAUGGGCAGCAUUUCAGCCUGGCGAUGUCCAGCAACCGCCCGGUGGAAAUCGUGGAAGAUCCCCGGGUGGUCGGAAUCUGGACCAAAACCAAGGAGCUGGAGCUGUCGGUGCCCAAAUUCAAGAUCGAUGAGUUCUACGUGGGCCCUGUGCCUCCAAAGCAGGUGACAUUUGCCAAGCUGAAUGACAACAUCCGUGAAAACUUCCUAAGGGACAUGUGCAAAAAGUAUGGGGAGGUGGAGGAGGUGGAGAUUUUGUAUAACCCGAAGACCAAGAAACACCUGGGUAUCGCCAAGGUGGUCUUUGCCACGGUCAGGGGCGCCAAGGAGGCGGUCCAGCACUUACAUAGCACCUCUGUCAUGGGCAACAUCAUCCACGUGGAGCUGGACACCAAAGGGGAAACUCGCAUGCGCUUCUAUGAACUGUUGGUCACCGGCCGGUACACCCCCCAGACGCUCCCAGUGGGUGAGCUGGAUGCUAUUUCUCCAAUUGUGAAUGAGACCCUGCAGCUAUCAGAUGCUCUGAAGCGCCUCAAGGAUGGCAGCCUGUCUGCGGGCUGUGGCUCUGGCUCCUCCUCUGUCACCCCUAACAGCGGUGGGACCCCCUUCUCCCAGGACACAGCUUACUCCAGCUGUCGUCUGGACACACCCAACUCCUACGGACAAGGCACCCCGCUCACACCUCGCCUGGGUACCCCUUUCUCACAGGAUUCCAGCUAUUCCAGUCGUCAGCCCACACCCUCCUACCUCUUCAGCCAGGACCCCACAGCAACUUUUAAAGCUCGGCGGCAUGAGAGCAAGUUCACUGAUGCCUACAACCGCCGCCACGAGCAUCAUUAUGUCCACAAUUCUGCCGUGGCUGCAGUGGCUGGAACCACAACUAAUUUCCGAGGCUCCUCAGACCUUUCCUUUGGCAGCGGUGGAGGCAGCAGUGGCCCCCCCUUCAAGACCCAAUCACAGGAUUCGGCCACAUUUGCCCACACUCCACCUCCUGCCCAAGCAGCCCCUGCUUCUGGAUUCAAGUCAGCUUUCUCUCCAUAUCAGACUCCAGCACCCCCAUUCCCCCCACCUCCGGAGGAAGCCACUGCCACAGCAGCCUUUGGGACCCGUGACAGCGGGGAGUUCCGGAGGGCACCUGCGCCUCCACCCCUACCGCCUUCUGAACCUCCAGCCAAGGAGAAGCCGGGCACACCUCCUGGGCCCCCACCCCCAGACAACAACAGCAUGGAGCUGGGUGGCAGGCCUACCUUUGGCUGGAGUCCUGAGCCCUGUGACAGCCCAGGCACACCCACUCUGGAGUCAUCUCCAGCAGGGCCAGAGAAGCCCCACGACAGCCUGGACUCCCGUAUUGAGAUGCUGCUGAAAGAACAGCGCACCAAGCUGCCCUUCCUGAGGGAGCAGGAUUCAGACACUGAGCUCCAGAUGGAGGGCAGCCCCAUCUCCUCCUCCUCCUCCCAGCUCUCCCCACUCACCCACUUUGGCACUAACUCGCAGCCUGGCUUCCGUGGUCCCUCACCGCCCUCCUCACGCCCCUCCAGCACAGGUCUGGAGGACAUCAGCCCAACACCACUGCCUGACUCUGAUGAGGAUGAUGACCUGGGCCUGAGCCUGGGCCCUCGGCCCCCACCUGAGCCGGGCCCCCCAGACCCUAAGGGUCUUCUAGGCCAGACAGCUGAGGUGGCUUUGGACCUGACAGGAGACAGGACCCCGACUUCAGAGAGGAUGGAUGAGGGCCAGCAGUCCUCGGGAGAGGACAUGGAAAUCUCGGAUGAUGAGAUGCCCUCAGCCCCCAUCACCAGCGCUGACUGCCCCAAGCCCAUGGUGGUGGCCCCAGGGGCAGGGGCUGUGGCAGCCCCCAACGUGCUGGCUCCAAACCUGCCCCUGCCCCCACCCCCUGGCUUCCCUCCAUUGCCCCCACCGCCCCCACCGCCCCCACCACAGCCUGGCUUUCCCAUGCCCCCGCCUUUGCCCCCUCCACCGCCCCCACCCCCUCCAUCCCAUCCUGCGGUGACAGUGCCCCCACCUCCCUUGCCAGCACCACCAGGCGUCCCGCCCCCACCCAUUCUGCCGCCGCUACCCCCCUUCCCACCAGGACUAUUCCCUGUGAUGCAGGUGGACAUGAGCCAUGUGCUGGGUGGCCAGUGGGGUGGCAUGCCCAUGUCCUUCCAGAUGCAAACACAGAUGCUAAGCCGGCUCAUGACAGGCCAGGGCGCUUGUCCCUACCCACCCUUCAUGGCAGCUGCAGCUGCUGCUGCUUCAGCUGGACUGCAGUUUGUUAACUUACCCCCGUACCGGAGUCCCUUCUCCCUGAGCAACAGUGGCCCAAGCCGUGGGCAGCACUGGCCGCCCCUGCCCAAGUUCGACCCGUCUGUGCCACCACCAGGCUACGUACCACGUCAGGAGGACCCACAUAAGGCCACGGUGGACGGGGUCCUGCUAGUGGUACUCAAGGAGCUCAAGGCUAUCAUGAAACGUGAUCUCAACCGCAAGAUGGUGGAGGUGGUGGCCUUCCGGGCCUUUGACGAAUGGUGGGACAAGAAAGAACGGAUGGCCAAGGCCUCCCUGACCCCCGUGAAGUCUGGUGAACACAAGGACGAAGACAGGCCAAAGCCCAAAGACCGAAUUGCCUCAUGUCUGCUGGAGUCUUGGGGCAAGGGUGAAGGCCUGGGUUAUGAGGGCCUGGGCCUUGGCAUUGGACUGCGUGGUGCCAUUCGCCUGCCUUCCUUCAAGGUCAAGAGGAAGGAGCCACCAGACACAGCCUCCUCUGGUGACCAGAAGCGGCUUCGGCCGUCAACAUCUGUGGAUGAGGAAGAUGAAGAGUCAGAACGGGAGCGUGACCGGGACAUGACCGAUACCCCAUGUGAACUCGCCAAGCGGGACCCCAAAAGCGUGGGUGUGCGGCGCCGGCCAGCAAGGCCACUGGAGCUGGACAGUGGUGGGGAAGAGGAUGAGAAAGAGUCCUUGUCCGUGUCCUCAUCUUCAUCAGCAUCCUCAUCCUCAGGAUCUUCCUCCACCUCACCCUCAUCCUCAGCCUCAGACAAGGAGGAGGAGGAACGAGAAAGCACUGAGGAGGAAGAGGAGGAGGAAGAGGAGGAGGAAGAAGGCCCCAAGAGCCACAUAUCCUCACCCUCAUCCUCAUCUACCUCUGAUAAGGAUGAUGAUGACGAUGACAGUGACGACCAGAUCGAUUCUGAUAAUGAUGAUCAAGACACAGCCCUGUCAGAGGCGAGUGAGAAGGACAACGGAGACUCUGAGGAAGAGGAGACGGAGAGCAUCGCCGCCUCAAAGGCCACGCCUGGGUCAUCAUCAUCCAGUGAAAGUUCUGGGUCUUCUGAGUUUGAAUCCAGUUCCGAAUCAUCAUCCUCGUCUUCAUCCUCAGAGGAUGAAGAGGAAAUGACUGUCCCUGGGGAGGAGGAGGAAGAGGAGGAGGAAGAAGAAAAGAAGGAGACCGCCAUGGCUACAGCAAUGGUAGUGGCAAUGGCCAAUGAGAACACGCCUCCAGCAGGGGGCCAGGACCUUGAGCAGGAGAAGGUAGAAGUAUCUCUGGGCCCAGGAGCCACCAUGGGGGAGUCCUUGGUCACAGAAGAGGAAGCGGACACUGGGGCUGAGGACGAAGUCCCUGAGAUGGAGGCUCCUGUGCUGGAGGAGCCUCCCUUGACUGUGGGUGCUCAGGAGCUAGAAGGGAGCACAAAGACCUCAGAAGAGCCCAUGGAAAACACACAAGAGGACAUGCUGCUCUCUCCAGAGCCCCCUGCCAGGGAGACAGAGGCCCAGCUCCCAUCACCCCCUGAACAUGGUCCAGAGGAAGACCUCCGGGAAGUGGAGCCCGAGCCGCCUCCGAUGCUCUCCUUGCCCUUACAGCCACCAUUGCCACCCCCUCGGUUACUCCGGCCACCCAGCCCACCACCUGAGCCUGAAUCCCUAGAGCCCCCCAAACCUCCUGUUCCCCUGGAUCCGCCCCCUGAGGACCAGCCUCCGCGUACUCCAGGUCUCUGUGGCAGUCUGGCCAAGUCACAGAGCACAGAGACAGUGCCAGCCACCCCAGGCGGGGAGCCCCCGCUGUCAGGGGGCAGCAGUGGCCUAUCACUGAGCUCCCCACAGGUGCCUGGCAGCCCCUUCUCCUACCCAUCCCCAUCCCCUGGCUUGAGCAGUGGGGGCCUUCCUCGGACACCUGGCCGGGACUUCAGCUUCACCCCCACUUUCCCGGAGCCCAGUGGACCCUUGCUUCUACCUGUCUGUCCCCUCCCAACUGGUCGGAGAGAUGAGCGCUCUGGUCCCCUGACCUCCCCAGUGCUCUUGGAGACCGGCCUGCCCCUCCCACUUCCCCUGCCUCUGCCCUUGCCUCUGGCAUUACCUGUCCCUGUCUUAAGGGCCCCACCUCGGCCACCUACCCAGCUGCCUCCCCUGCUGCCUGCCUCCCUAGCUCCGUGCCCACCCCCCAUCAAGAGGAAGCCAGGCCGGCCCCGGCGAUCCCCACCAUCUAUGUUGUCCUUGGAUGGACCUCUGGUCCGGCCACCACCAGGGCCUGCCCUUGGGAGGGACCUUCUGCUCUUGUCAGGCCAGCCACAGGCCCCCAUCUUUCCCAGUGCACAUGACCCUCGGGCCGUGACUUUGGACUUCCGGAACACAGGGAUUCCAGCCCCCCCACCGCCCCUCCCACCGCAGCCCCCUCCCCCUCCCCCUCCACCACCUGUUGAACCCACCAAGCUGCCCUUCAAGGAGCUGGACAACCAGUGGCCCUCUGAGGCCAUUCCCCCAGGACCUCGCCGCGAUGAGGUCACUGAAGAGUACAUGGACCUGGCCAAGGUGCGAGGACCAUGGCGACGACCACCCAAGAAGCGCCAUGAAGACCUGGUGGCCCCAUCAGCCUCACCCGAGCCCUCACCGCCCCAGCCUCUCUUCCGGCCCCGCUCAGAGUUUGAGGAGAUGACCAUCUUGUAUGACAUCUGGAAUGGUGGCAUUGACGAGGAGGACAUCCGCUUCUUGUGUGUCACCUACGAGCGCCUGUUGCAGCAGGACAAUGGCAUGGACUGGCUGAACGACACGCUCUGGGUCUACCAUCCCUCCACCAGCCUCUCGUCAGCGAAGAAAAAGAAACGAGACGAUGGCAUCCGAGAGCAUGUAACAGGCUGCGCCCGAAGUGAGGGCUUCUACACCAUUGACAAGAAAGACAAGCUGAGAUACCUCAACAGCAGCCGAGCGAGCACUGAUGAGCCCCCCAUGGACACCCAGGGUAUGAGCAUCCCAGCACAGCCCCACGCCUCCACCCGGGCAGGCUCGGAGCGGCGCUCUGAGCAACGGCGGCUGCUGUCCUCCUUCACUGGUAGCUGCGACAGUGACCUGCUCAAGUUCAACCAGCUCAAGUUCCGGAAGAAAAAGCUUAAGUUCUGUAAGAGUCACAUCCAUGACUGGGGUCUGUUUGCUAUGGAGCCCAUUGCUGCCGAUGAGAUGGUCAUUGAGUACGUGGGCCAGAACAUCCGUCAAGUGAUUGCGGACAUGCGGGAGAAACGGUAUGAGGACGAAGGCAUUGGCAGCAGCUAUAUGUUCAGGGUAGACCAUGACACCAUCAUCGAUGCCACCAAGUGCGGCAACUUUGCGCGAUUCAUUAACCACAGCUGCAAUCCCAACUGCUACGCCAAGGUGAUCACAGUGGAGUCGCAGAAGAAGAUUGUCAUCUACUCGAAGCAGCACAUCAAUGUCAACGAGGAGAUCACAUACGACUACAAGUUCCCCAUCGAGGACGUCAAGAUCCCCUGCCUCUGUGGCUCUGAGAACUGCCGGGGGACCCUUAACUAGUCCCCGGGUGCCAAAGGCCAAGGAUGUCAGCCGUAGCCCGGGAGGACCCUCGCCCUGGGCCAGGCUCCGCCGCCCACCCAUUUCAGGUGCUGUCCCUUUCCCCCAGCAGCCACGCUAGGGCCUGGCGCCCCCCAACACUACCCCAGGACCCACCCGCAGCCCCAGCCCCGCAGCGGGAAAGGGCUUCUCUGUCUCAGCCGUGUCUUUCCAUUUUAAAGAUGCUCUUUGCAGGCUUUCUGGCCUCAUCUGUAUCUAGCUUUUCACCCCCCUCCUCUCUCGCUGUCCUCGGCCUCAGCCUUUUUCCAUGAAUGCUGCUGUUGUGCGCUGUCUUCUCUCUCUCUCUCUCUCUCUCUCUCUCGCUCUCUCCCUCUCCCUCUCUCUCUUUCUCUUUCGCCUCUUUUCCCUUGUCCUAAGAAAAGACAUUUUAACCAUUGAAAAUGUGAAGGCAGAAGCAGAGGAGGAGCCCUGUGGGGUCCUGGAGGCCUCAGUGAAACUGUGUGGGCCCAGGGUCCAGGCUGACUCCGGGCCAGGUGCUGCAGGAAGAGGGUUUCCAGCGGUGUCAACCUCAGAACACUACGUACCCGAAAGGCCCCUCUGCCUGUGGAUGCAGUGAGCAGACCCUACAGUGUCUCCUGGCCAGUUCCCCAGUCUGUCCCUUCCCCUAUGGUUGAGGGUGUCCCUUCCCUGAGGUAGACCCCGGGGGAGCCAAGCUGAUCCCAGACAGGAACUUUCUGGGUGCUCCCAGCUGCCCUACCACCCCCAAAUCCUUGGGUUCAAUGUUUACUUUCUCAUUCGGAUGCCAGCAAUGAUGGAACCUUCCAAGGUGUCCCCAGAGCGGUGGGGGAACUGGGAAGGGGUAUCUCCACUCUCUGCCACCUCGGCUUUGCCUGGGUGCAGGGGUGCCAGGGCCCUCGGGGCUCCCCAGCCAGCCCUGCCAUUUACGGGUUGUCUGACUGUAGCACGUGACAUUUUUUUGUUGUUGAUAAGCUUUGCCCCCUUCACCCCAACCCACACCCAUGCCACCCUGCUGGCGGCCCCCACCUGGGAGGCCAGAGCGUAUUUAUUUCUACAGUGAGCAGGUUUUUUUUCUCCCAGAGAAAGUAAAAUAGUCUUGGAAAUGAUUUUAAAACUCCAAUCUAAGUCUUAGGUCGCUCCGGCCCCCACCCUACUCUCUAUCCCCACCCUCUUCAGGAUUGAUUUCCAUGAAUUUGUUUUCUUGUGUAUAAAAUCAAAACGAAGGGAAGAAAAUGAUUUUUUUUGGGGGGGGAGUUCAGAACCAAUUCCUGUAGAUAGACUGCCAUGAUGGACUUUUUCUCAGAAACCUUGUUUCUUGUAGAAACGUGGGAAGACAUUUUUUUUUUUCCUUAUUUCUUUGUACUUCCAAAAAAAAAAAAAAAAAAAAAAAAAAAGGCAAGCCAACCACCACCACCACCAAUGAAACAAAAAAAUGACACAAACAGCAAGUCCCCCGUUCCCCCAGAAAGCAGAGCAGGCAUGUAAAUAUUUCUGGACCGUGACUGUUGGACCCGGAGUCCUCAUCCAGAUGAAAGUGCUCCGGGUGGGGCCGACCUCACCCGUGGACCAGGGCGGAGCCUCUGGUAUCUCAGCUUGUGUCAAGCUUCUUAUAUGUAAAUUCUGUACAAAGAAUUGUUAUUCUCUCUCUCUCUCUCUCUCUCUCUCUCUCUCUCUCUCUCUCUCUCUCUCUCUCUGUCGUUGGUGGUUUUGUUGUGGUUUUUUUUUUUUUUUAAUUCUCCACAGGCCCUCUGUGUUUGAGACUGUGCCCACAGGUCUGAAGGUCAAGACCUUCAGUGGCAUUAAGACACAGGGGAUGCCUGGGCACAGCGUCGACCUUCUCUUCCAUUUACUGUUUUCUGCAUAAUUGCGCAAAUGAGAAAAAUAUUUAUUUUUCACAAAAGGAAAUGUGUAGUGUGUAGAGAUGGCUAAUUUGAGUUCCUGGUGCAGUCACACACACACCCCUGACUAGUGGUUUUUAUCUUACCUGCUUUCAUCCCCCACAAAAGGGUAAGGAUGAGGAUGCCCAGAAGCCAAGGAAGAACUUCCGGGUCCCUGGCCCUGCCUCAUUGAGCCCCAUCAUGGGACCUGUGUACACUAACCUUGGCUGACUUUGAUGAUGGGUGAGGUGUUGAGGCUGCCCGAUUCCCCAAACCCCUGGCUCACUCCCAGGAAUGGUUUGCAAUAACCCUGACAUGUGGACCCAUUUUUCUUUGAAAGCUUUUGUUAUCGUCGAGUAAGAUCUCUGCUUUUGAAGGGUCAGGGGUUUCUGAUUUUUUUCCUUUUCUCUCCCCCCCCCCCCUUGCUGACCUUAAAAAGAGAACCAAUAAAUCUUAGGGUUGUCUGUGAGUGUAGACUCUGUCAUCUGUACGUAACUUGUUUUUGAAGAGAAGUGUUUCCGUUGUGGGUGUGUCUUGCUGUAAAUAUUUGUUCAUAUUUUUGUGAAUUCAAUACUAUGUACCAUUGUAUUAUAGUAACUUUUAUAAAGCAAACCAUAAAUAUACUGACUUUUCUUACAGA
Molecule: messenger RNA, 8619 nt
Organism: Phodopus roborovskii (desert hamster)
Lineage: Eukaryota; Metazoa; Chordata; Mammalia; Rodentia; Cricetidae
Gene: Setd1b
Product: SET domain containing 1B, histone lysine methyltransferase
Exons: 17
Coding region: 148-6087 (1979 amino acids)
Cellular component (GO): Set1C/COMPASS complex
Molecular function (GO): protein binding; histone H3K4 methyltransferase activity; RNA binding
Source: RefSeq, a predicted model, not a curated record